This is a messenger RNA of Pelagomonas calceolata, 1574 nucleotides long. The record is from the annotation of a GenBank genome assembly. NCBI's taxonomy places the organism in Eukaryota, Pelagophyceae, Pelagomonadales, Pelagomonadaceae.
GCGGCUUAGUUUAGCAUUCGUGCGCUUGCGUUGCUGUGCGUCGCGUCAAAAUACAAAUAAUUCAUAUUCGGCCGCUGCUCGCAGUCCCGUGCGCUCUAGGUAGCGCCUUGGAGGCAAAACCGCUUUCAAAGCCAACUGCUGGGACGGGCGCGCGCCGCCGCUUUCAGCACCAGAAGAUGGCCGCGACCGAUGCCGACGACGCCUACGUCAUGGAUCUAUCCGAGCGCCACCUCUCGAGCCGCGGCCUCCACGACGCGCUCGCGCGGCUGCAGCGCGUGCUCCACGACGAGGACGAGCGCGACGGUGUUACAAUAGCGCGGCCCCUGGAACUGCUCUGCGCGGGGAACGACGUGGCGAAGUUCGCGCUGCCGGCUUCUGAAAAGCCGCCGCGGCCAGAACCCGCACCACGACAGCGCCAGCCAGAGCCGGAGCCGCCGACGGUCGAGUCCUACGCGGAAUUACAUAGAUCACAGGGCGGUUUGAUGGACAUGAUGAUGGGCUGGCAGGACGACGACGACGAGACGGUCGACGAGGAGGACGUCUACGAGGAGCCGCCGCCCCCGCCGCCGCCCCCGCCCCCGAAGCUCGCCGUGCCGCUGGCAUCGCGCAUCGUCGUCCUCGACCUUGCCGGUAAUAGACUGGGGCCGGACGCGACGCCGUCAUCAAAAGCUUUAUCGUCGUUGAAGAAGUUGAGAACUCUAAACCUCGCCGACAACGGUUUGGAGACCUGCUCCGGCUUAGCUUCUCUCGUGAAUCUCGAGGCGCUGUUCCUCCAGAAGAACUACCUGCGGAGCGCCGACGGCCUCUGGGGCCUCUCCAAAUUAUCUUCGUUAGAUUUAAGGGACAAUGAUAUAAGGAGCGUCGCGGCUUUAAGGCCGCUCAGCUGCAACGCGGCCUUGCGCUCCUUGGACGUGCGGGGCAACCCUUUGUGUGAUGAUGCGGCCAAAGCUAGAGACGCGCGCGCGCGUUUACGAAGCGUGCUCGUGCGGCUCGCGCGCCUCGGCGUCGGCCCCGACGCGCGCGACGCGGCGCCGUCGCAAACUACCAAUAAAGCGCUUGCGGACAUCAAGCCCGCGGCCGCGGGCGGCGACUCCUACGCGGGGACGCACCGGCGGCAAUUGGAAAGGCGGACCGCCCCUCAAACGACGACGCGGACGGCCCGGUCGGCGCCGCCGCGGUCGCGGCCCGCGCCGCCGCGCCGGCGGCGCGCGCCCUCGCCGCCGCCGCCGCCGCCGCCCGAAUUGUCGCCCGAGGCGCCGGCGCGCUUCCGGCCGGACAAGGAGGCCCUCGCGGACCUGCCCUGGCGCCAGCCGCCCAACCCCUUGCCGCGCUGGAUGCUGGAGCGCGAGGUCGGCGCGGCCGCGGCGGACGUCGUCGUGCGGACGCGGCGCGGCGCGGCGCGCAGGGACAUCCGGCGGGCCGCGCGCCGGGCCGCGGCGCCGCACCCGCCGCCGGAUAGAGCCGUCGACGAGGUCCUGGGGGCCGUCGAGCGCGUCAUCUCGGGGCACGAAGCGGGGCGGCACCGGAGCCGCGUGAACGCUCGUGCUGGCAAUCCGCGGCCGUUCGCGGUUUAA